Molecule: messenger RNA, 1293 nt
Organism: Thamnophis sirtalis
Lineage: Eukaryota; Metazoa; Chordata; Lepidosauria; Squamata; Natricidae
Source: RefSeq, a predicted model, not a curated record
AGGCCACUGCUUAAGCUUCCCCUCCCUCUAAGCCCAGCUUCCUGCCUCCCCACAAGCAGGACCAGGAUGGCCCUCUGCCGGGACCUCUUGCUCUGCGCUGCCUUGGCCCAGCUGGUGUCUCUGGGGGCAGCCUUCCACUUUGUCAGGGAAAGCACAGAUGACCUCAAAGCUCUCCGGGUCUCCAUUUCCAAAUAUCCGCCCAUCCGAGCCGUCCUGUCUGGCAGCCUCACCAUCCCCUGCCACAUCACCUACCUGCGGCCACUGCCCACUGCCGACACAGCCAGCCGCCACGGGGUUCGGGGCACCCUCCGAGUAAAAUGGACCUUCCUUGCUGACGGCAAAGAGGCCGAGAUCCUUGUGGCCCGGGGCCUGAAGGUCAAAGUCAGCGAAAUCUACCGCAACCGAGUCUUCCUGCCCUUCUACCCUGACUCGCCCACGGAUGCCACCCUGGUCCUGAGUGAGCUGCGCUCCAACGACUCCGGGUUGUAUCGCUGUGAUGCUCAACACGGGAUUGAGGAUGGGCAGGAUUCCCUGGAGGUGAAGGUGAAGGGUAUCCCAUCCAUGCCCCUCGCGAAGCCUGCUAUGGAGACAUGAAUGGCUUCCCGGGAAUCCGCAAUUACGGUGUAGUCGAUCCAGAUGACACGUACGACGUCUACUGCUACGCUGAAGAACUUUAUGGGGACCUGUUUGUGAUGACGUCCCCAAGGAAAUUCACCUGGGAAGAGGCCAAAGCCGCAUGUGAAUCGCUGAGGGUGGAGAUGGCCACCACCGGCCAGCUCUAUGCCGCCUGGAACCAAGGGAUGGAUCACUGCAACCCCGGCUGGCUGGCAGACGGCAGCGUGCGCUACCCGAUUGUGACGCCCCGCGAGAAGUGCGGAGGGAACAUGCCCGGCGUCAAAACCCUCUUCCUCUUCCGCAAUCAGACGGGAUUCCCGGAUCCCCAGAGCAAGUUCGAUGUGUUCUGCUUCAGAGAGGAGACCAGCCCCUCCCUGGAGUCUCCCGUCCCCGAGGCAGAGGGCAGCAAGGAGAUCACAACGGUGACCCAGAAGAUGGAGGAGCUGCAGCUGCCCGAGAGAGAGCCUGAGGUGGCCAAGGAGUCCAGGGGGGCCAUUUACUCUGUGCCCCUCUUGCAGGACCCCCUUGGGGUGCCAGAGGAGCCGAGCAGGGCCUUUGAGGGGGCAGCCACCCCAGACCCCCAGGAGGAGGGUGGCCCAGGCGGUUGUGACAGGCGGAGCAGAGGCCAAGAAGAGCGGGAGGAAAGCGGUGGCAGCUGUGACAGGCGACAUGGGCCUG